Messenger RNA from Linnemannia hyalina, 1872 nucleotides. Lineage: Eukaryota; Fungi; Mortierellomycota; Mortierellomycetes; Mortierellales; Mortierellaceae. The record is from the annotation of a GenBank genome assembly.
AUGUCCCAAGGGACGAUAAGUACUCUGGCAUUCACAACAAGUUUCCGACCCUCCACCGAGACCGAGGCAACUACCACUACGACCACGUCUACUUCUGAACUUUAUCCCUCGACAAGUACUUCGGAGAUUAUUUCACCAACUGCCUCCGAUUCAACAACAACAACAACGCCUGACAGCACCGCGACCCCUAUAACUUCUUCAACUACGUCAGAACCUUAUACUCCACUCUCUUCGUCAACAAUAACAACAACGACCGCCUCGUCGUCGACUACCACUUCCUAUUCGACCACUACCAGUUGGACAUACACCCUUCCGACAACUAUCCCGCCAACACCUACACCAUCUAAUGACUCAGACGCACUCUCGACCGGAGCCAUCGUCGCGAUUGUAGUCGCUAGUGUCGUCGGUAUCGUUGCUCUAGUCCUCAGCACUUUUCUAAUCGUGCGCCGUCGAAGACGCAACUCUGUGUACUAUCAGAACACACCUCCAAUGCAGGAGACUCGUACCAACAACUAUGGCGGUGUUGGAGGAGGAGGAGGAGGAGGUCAAGUCAAUAAUAACACCAAUGGCGCAGGACUGGGCAUCACCAGCAGUAACACCAAUCCACCAUAUGGAGGAAACGACCAUGGGAUGUCGCAUGAUCAGAUGAACGCCUCACCGCUGGGCAAUGGUGGCGGUUUCUCGAGUCAAUCGACUGGAUUUGGUUACGACAACGGUGUCAUUCCUGGAACAGCACUUGGCGCAGGAAUGUAUGGGUAUGAUGACGACUAUCAUUACCAGCAGCAAGCUGUGCAUCAACAUACGACCCAGCAACCUUUCUACCCUUUAAACAACAAUCAGCCGCUCAGCUACACGCCACCCACAGAGCCGGAUAUUGCACCGGAGGAUCGAUAUAAUCCCGCGUAUGGUUCUCGACGGGAACAGGAGGCUGCUUAUAUGGACUCUCAGCAGCAACAACUCUACUUGCAAAGCCAGCAACAAUUACAGCAACAGCAACAGUUACAGCAUCAGCAACAACAGCAACGGCAAAGGCAGCAACAGUAUUUAGCAGGUCAACUACCAAUGUCGGAGCCCGUCAUCCCACCAAAAACAAACGAAACAUUCGACACGCGACCUACAGGGAUUGGCGACGGCAGUCAGGAGAGAUACUGCCCCGACAACCGCUUCUCAGUCAACAGUCAGACGUACCUCGAACAACUGCGACAAAGCUAUCCACCUGCAACGAUUGACCAAGAGCUCAUGGGAAUUCCCUCUGCAGAUGGUAGCGCUGGGAAUGAUAUUAUAAAUAACAACGGAAGGACUGUGAGUCCUGGUCUAGUUUUCCCUCCUCUUCCUGCGCCUGUUCCUGUCCCGCUGAUCUCAUCUCAUGUCGGAGCUGGGAGCGCAGGCAACAUGAUGGGCUCUGAAGACUAUGCCUACCCAGAAAGCGAUGCCCGUCGUGUCCUGCCAAACGAUCGCCGGCCCAGUUCUUCCAGACCUAUAUCGUCAUCGACCGUAGUCACCCCCGCGGUAACAGUUCAAGCCGAUGUCCAGGACCGGGGCCAGCAUGUCGUCGACAAUGACGCCACUGCUGUUGCCAAUUCGACACAAGGCGAGCUCACGCCUCCUCAGCGAUUCACGGAGGGAGAAAGAGGCAGUGCGACAGAGGGCAACAGCAACAACAGUGAUAAUGUUGGAUCACCAAAACGGUCAAGCGUGUUGUCGCAGGCAUCGUCAACGGCGUCGAAUAGUCUGAACACCAAGCGACUUAACUCUCCACAAGUGAUCCCAUCGACUAAUUCUCUACAGUUGGCCCCAUCCCCUAAACGAGGACCUCAGAUGCGGGAUCCAGAGGAGGAGCCGACUGUUACUGUGAUACGCAAGCCAAUGUAG